Molecule: messenger RNA, 1981 nt
Organism: Sorex araneus (European shrew)
Lineage: Eukaryota; Metazoa; Chordata; Mammalia; Eulipotyphla; Soricidae
Gene: SYF2
Product: SYF2 pre-mRNA splicing factor
Exons: 7
Coding region: 127-864 (245 amino acids)
Cellular component (GO): post-mRNA release spliceosomal complex; catalytic step 2 spliceosome; Prp19 complex
Source: RefSeq, a predicted model, not a curated record
AAGAGGGCAGGGAUUGGUUCCAAUUCCAGAGGCUGUCCGGAAGGGGCGGGUCUUACGGGUAGUUGCCAGUCCGGUAAACCUCGGAAGUGCUUAGGGUUGUUGACGGAAGUGGGAAGAAGGAUCGUGAUGGCGGCUGGGACUCUGUCUGAGGAGGUGCGGCUGGACGCGGCGGAGGAGCAGCCGCCGCCCGCGACGGCCGAGGAACUGGCCGCCCAGAAGCGCGAGCAGAGGCUGCGCAAAUUCCGGGAGCUGCACCUGAAGCGGAAUGAAGCUCGUAAAUUAAACCACCAGGAAGUUGUGGAAGAAGAUAAAAGACUUAAGUUACCUGCAAAUUGGGAGGCCAAAAAAGCUCGUUUGGAAUGGGAACUACAGGAAGAAGAAAAGAAAAAGGAAUGUGCAGCAAGAGGAGAAGACUACGAGAAAGUGAAAUUGCUAGAAAUCAGUGCAGAGGAUGCAGAAAGAUGGGAGAAGAAAAAGAAGAGGAAAAACCCUGAUCUGGGAUUUUCAGACUAUGCUGCUGCCCAGUUACGCCAGUAUCAUCGGUUGACCAGGCAGAUCAAACCUGACAUGGAAGCAUAUGAGAGACUGAGAGAAAAACAUGGAGAGGAGUUUUUCCCAACAUCUAAUAGUCUUCUUCAUGGAACACAUGUGCCUUCCUCAGAAGAAAUCGACAGGAUGGUCAUAGAUCUGGAGAAACAAAUUGAAAAACGAGACAAAUACAGCCGGAGACGUCCUUACAAUGAUGAUGCAGAUAUUGACUACAUCAAUGAGAGGAAUGCCAAAUUCAACAAGAAGGCAGAAAGAUUCUAUGGGAAAUAUACAGCCGAAAUUAAACAAAACUUGGAAAGAGGAACAGCUGUUUAAUCCCUUUGGCUACUAUUUUCAGAAGCUUGAGAAUGGGGUAAAAGUUUCUACUAGUGGAUUCAAAGUUAUCCUGGCUCCCAGUCCACAUUUAGAAAUAAAUGUUUUUUUCUUAAUCAUAUGCUACAAGUAUAUUUCCACUUGGCUGGAUAUGUUUCUUAAUAGUGUACUUGUUUUGUAAAGAACAACUUUGUAUAAACUCUAAUUAUAUUAUUUUUCUAUGUAUUUUAAAUGUGUAUGCCUUUAAUCCUUGAAACAUUUUGGGCUCAAAAUUGCUGGCAGUGUAUGUAAUUACAGUCAUUAUCACUUUGUUAGGAAUCUCAAGCUAGGUUCACCAUUGUGAAGCUGUAGGUUCCCAGCUCUGAAGUGAAGGAAGGUGGAUGAGACUGGGAGGGCUGAUGCAGGUGCCUCUCGAAGCUGCUUCUGACCAGAUUCAGGAAGUAGCAGUGAUUCUGCUGUGACACUGCCCAUUAUCAGUUCCUCUUUUAAGAAACGAAUAUCCUAUGGAAUAGACUCCCGACUAAACAAAUGUUUAAAUGCAUUUGUAUGUACACAACAUAUUUUUUAUUACGGGAAUAUUUAAACAUUCAAAAAAAAGAUGAAAUAAUACAAUGAAUUCCAUGUAUCCAUUACCCAACUUCAGUCAUACUUAAUAUUCAGGUUUUUGCGUGUUUUUUUUGGUGUUUCUUCCUCUCAUGGGGACCUCAGGCUAUGGAACUGUCAGGGUACAUCAGCAUAUGCAUUGCACCCGGCAUUGAGCUCAGGACCUUCUGCUUGCCCUGGGCAUUUUCUAAGUCACUAACAGCUGUGUAUAAUAGCUGGGCUACUGUGAUCACUUCAGUGUGUGCUGACCCUGGGGUUUGAACUCAGGAUCUUGACCUGCCAGGCAAAUCCAGAUGUGUGCUUUCAUACACUGAGCCAUCUUCCUGGUCCCUCAUGUUGAAUUUUGUUUCAUCUUUCUUUCUGUACACUUUUCUUUUUCUCCAUGAUUCCCUUGUUUUGCAGAAAAUACUAAAUGUAUAGUUUCAUCAUCUGUGUAUCUGAAAAGAAAAAAAAAGGAUCACUGUAUUAUUGUGUCAGUCGCAAUUUUAAUAAAAUUCCAGAGAGAAAUUUUGUUACA